CCUCCUGUCUGUGCCAUGGAUGGUGUUGUUACAGAUCUUAUAGCAGUCGGUUUAAAGCGUGGAUCUGACGAGCUUCUUUCUUCUGGUAUCACUAACGGGCCUUUUACCAUGAACAAUUCUACUCCAGCUACAGCUAAUGGGAAUGACAACAAGAAAUUUAAAGGAGACAGAUCUCCCUGCUCCCCUUCUCGUGUCCUUCAUCUGCGUAAAAUUCCAAAUGAUGUCACAGAAGCGGAAGUCAUUUCAUUAGGUCUCCCUUUUGGCAAAGUAACCAAUCUCUUGAUGCUGAAGGGAAAAAGUCAGGCUUUCUUAGAAAUGGCUUCUGAAGAAGCUGCUGUUACUAUGGUGAACUACUACACUCCUGUUACACCUCACCUCCGCAGUCAGCCUGUUUAUAUUCAGUAUUCCAAUCACAGAGAACUUAAGACUGACAAUCUACCUAACCAGGCUAGAGCUCAAGCUGCAUUGCAAGCAGUGAAUGCUGUGCAGUCUGGAAGCCUGGCCCUUACAGGUGCUCCUUCUACUGAGGGUGGACUGCUUCCAGGCCAGAGUUCUGUUCUCCGAAUUGUUGUGGAAAACCUCUUCUAUCCAGUCACUUUAGAAGUGCUAUAUCAGAUUUUCUCCAAGUUUGGAACUGUCCUGAAGAUUAUCACCUUCACAAAGAACAAUCAGUUUCAGGCCUUGCUUCAGUAUGCUGAUCCAAUGAAUGCACAUUAUGCCAAAAUGGCUCUGGAUGGCCAGAAUAUCUACAAUGCAUGCUGCACUCUCCGUAUUGAUUUCUCCAAGUUAACAAGCCUUAAUGUAAAAUACAACAAUGACAAAAGUAGAGAUUUCACUCGCCUUGACCUUCCAUCUGGUGAUGGCCAGCCCUCCCUUGAUCCCACCAUGGCUGCCACUUUUGGUACCCCGGGUAUCAUCUCCUCACCAUAUGCAGGGGCUGCUGGAUUUGCCCCAGCCAUUGGUUUUCCUCAGGCUGCAGGUCUUUCAGUCCCAGCUGUUCCUGGAGCACUUGGUCCUCUUGCAAUCACCACCUCAGCAGUGACUGGACGAAUGGCUAUUCCUGGAGUUGCAGGAGUUCCAGGAAAUUCUGUUUUGCUUGUCAGCAACCUAAAUCCUGAUGCUGUCACACCACAUGGACUCUUUAUCCUAUUCGGUGUUUAUGGUGAUGUACAUCGCGUGAAGAUAAUGUUUAACAAAAAAGAAAAUGCCUUGGUACAGAUGGCAGAUGCAACCCAAGCUCAACUAGCCAUGAGUCACUUGAAUGGGCAGAGACUGUAUGGAAAAGUGCUCCGUGCAACUCUUUCAAAGCAUCAGACAGUUCAGCUUCCUCGUGAGGGACAAGAGGACCAAGGCCUGACGAAAGACUACAGCAAUAGUCCUUUGCAUCGUUUCAAGAAGCCUGGCUCGAAGAACUUCCAAAACAUAUUUCCUCCAUCUGCCACUCUCCAUCUUUCCAACAUUCCACCUUCAGUUACUGUUGAUGAUCUGAAGAACCUCUUUGCAGGUACUGGAUGUACUGUGAAAGCGUUCAAAUUCUUCCAGAAAGAUCGUAAAAUGGCUCUCAUCCAGUUGGGCUCUGUGGAAGAAGCAAUUCAGGCUCUCAUUGAGCUUCAUAAUCACGACCUUGGAGAAAACCAUCACCUCAGAGUUUCUUUCUCCAAAUCUACAAUCUGACAUUUCUGUGAACUUUCCUUUUAAGACUGCACCACAGUUUCAGUAAAACCUUCAGACAGAGACUGAAGCAGCUACGACCAACUCUGCCUCUUAAGAAAGAAAAAAACAAAACUCACGCUGAGUUUGAUGAUCAUGUGUAUUCGUACACAUAGUAAAAAAUUCAAGGGAUGAUCUUUUCCAUUUUUUUUGCCAGUAUGUGGUCAAACGUUUAAUACUCCUCCAUAAGCAGUUUCUUCUGUGGAAUUAAUCUUUAGCAACAAUACUUACAGUAAAACUCCCUAUUUUGAAUUAUAUUUCAGGAGCAUCCUUUUAGUUUUUGUUCCAAAUCAGCCUUACACAACAUUUCUUAAGGCUCUUUAAAUUAUACCAGGCCAAGAUUGUUUCUAAUGAAAUGCUAAAUCUACUCCCCCUCUGUAUGGAUUAAACACUAAUAUGAAUGUGAAAUAGCACUUGGGUUUCUUAGUGAAAAGUCAGCCUUUACAAUGAAUGUUCAUUGAAAAAUAUAUAUAUUAUUGAAUAAUGGCUUUUAUUUUGGCAGAUCUGAAUAGUGUGCUCUCUUUUUGUUAAAUUAGCAACUUUUCACAGAGUUAAAAUUAUCAGAGGCAAGGCAGUGCAGUGCCUUCUUUUUCCCUUAAUAAAAUCAAAGUAAAUUAAUUGACACACAAGAUCCUUUUGAGGUAUGGUAUCUGCCACUUGUAGCUUGGAAUUAAAUCAUGGAAUCACGUUCAUAUUUUUUCAUUUUUACUAUAAAAUGAUGUUGUGUAAUACGACUUUGGAGAAAUUGAAAGGAGAAAAUAGUCCUGACUUCAAAUAGUUUUUUACAUUUCUUUUUAAAAAAUGUUUACAGUCUUAAGGAAAAUAUUCAGGUCUGUCAUGGUUUGACAAAUUUUUAAAAAGUUAUUUUUGGUAAGGUCUUCUUUUAAAAGAAAUUUAAACCUCAAGGGUUUUUUGUACCACUAUAAUCUCUAAUACUUAAAUCAGAAUGACUGUGUAUUUACUUAAUUUCUUAUUACGUGCCUUAUUAUGUGCUUAUAAUGAUACAAUAGCUUAGAGUUUUAUCUAAAGUAUCUUGAAAACUGUAUUGUGGGCUUGGUGAGAGAGUUUUCUUGAUCUAUUAGGUUUUUUUAAUGUUUUCCUUGUGAUUUUUAAUUUUUUUCAAUAAGUAAUAGUCUGAAUUCAAAUUUUUGGUGCUUUGGUGUAGAUUGGGGAGGUGGGAAUGAGGAUAACUAGUGCACAAUCCUGUAGGCCUCUUCACAUUUACCUGGGUGCAGUUGGCUGACACCUAUAUUGGCUGUAAAUGAUUUUGUUUCUGGAUUUUUUCCUAAUCUCUUUUGAGCCAUUGGCUCUCAAAAUAUUUUCUCAGGAUUCCUGUUUUUCCCCCUAUAUACUGAGCUCGAAGUACUAAAGAGUGAACUUGAUUUCCUACAUAAAUAUCAUGACUUCAAUACUGAAUGUCCACUUCUCUUAAGAGAGCAAGUUAAGAUGCAAUUACUAUUUUUUGUUGAAUGUAGGUAUGAAUUUUAAAGUUAUUUCUGUGAUUGUGUUACAAAAUGUUAAGUUUUUUUGGAAGGAAAUUUCCUUUUCUUGAAGUUUGUCCACAUAAAUUUGAUCAAGAUUUUUUGAAGAGGUAUCCCUCUCAAACAUAAUGGUUGUUUGUUUCUGCUUGUUAGAACUGCUUCAGAAAUAAUUGCAGAUGUAGAGCUUUUGCUAUAAUGGUUUGUUACUCAUUCACCUUGGUUUUUCAUUAAGCAUAUAUGUUCUUCCCAUACUCCUAGUUGUGGAUUAGCAUACUAUGAGAAUCCUGUAAAGAUUGAACUCACCUAGAAAAGGUGUCCAUCAACCUGAGUAACCAUUUUGAGACAGAAGUCAAAGAUAAAUUAUCUCAAAUAUUUCUGUAGAGCAGUAGGCUAAAGAGAAGGACACUAGCUUGCCUUUACUUACUUAAAUAUCUUUGUGAAGCACAGUACAUGAUGAUGAAGUUGGCAAAACUCUCCAUUUUCCUGCAAUGUACUCAUACCAUUUGAUAAAGCAUGCACACUAGGAAGUGUGUACACCAUGAAGAAACACCUAUAAAUAACUUUCCUUACCAAAAAGAGAGUAGUAUAAAAGGUGAUUUGUCGGCAUUUCAGAGUCUUUCUCCUUCCAUUUGUCCAAAUAGGUGAUUUCACCUGGGAAAAUUUCAAGCCAGUUUAUUCACAAAAAGGUUUAGGGUACCUUUGGUCCAUAACACUAUCUUAAGUUUUUGAAUUAGCAUUAUUUUAUCGUAAUGUAGUGUGCAGGACCCUUUAUUUGCAGAUGGGUCCUUAUUCAACAAGGAAAGUACUUACCAUAUAUUUUAAGCAUAUGUUAAUUGCCUUCCUGAUCCAGAACCAUAGUAAAGGUGCUUCCUUACUGCACUUAAGAUGGUUGCAAAACUUAUUUGAAUGUUACCUGAAAACCUUGGCCAUGGGGAGGGUUUUGUUUGUUUUUUGUUUUUAAAGAAUUGCUGCUACAAAUGAGAUGAAUUGAAUUGUAUUGGAGUUGAAUGUAAUUAUGAAGCAGGGAGAAGCAACCUUAAGUUUGAGAGUUAGUAUUGGCAUGUAUAAUAUCAAGUGAAGUGUGUAUACUGUGUGUAUAAUAUGCUGUAUGUGUGUACAGACAUACACAUUACAUGUAUUUUAAUUUAUUGAUUCUGAUAACAGAAGAUAGGGAUGUUUGAACUAAUUUAAACAGAUGAGGGAUUUAUGGUGUGAUAUUAAAAUGGGAGGAAGAACAAAUAUUUGAUUUGUUAACUUUAAAAAUGUAGCUACAUUUAGUAUAUGAAUAAUGUCAGUUCUGGACUAUUUGCAGUUUGAAUUGUAGAGGCCUACAGUUUAUAUGUUGGCACAUAUUUCUAAAAUACUGUUUCUUUAAGAGAAUAAUUUGGGGUGGCAGAUAUUUCUAAUCUUCUGUGAGCUUUUUUUGUCUCACAGUAUAUCUUCUAUCUUA
Messenger RNA from Gavialis gangeticus (Gharial), 4641 nucleotides. It is a transcript of the gene PTBP3, whose product is annotated as polypyrimidine tract binding protein 3. The record is from RefSeq and is a predicted model, not a curated record. Gene Ontology annotation, molecular function: mRNA binding. The transcript is spliced from 15 exons. Lineage: Eukaryota; Metazoa; Chordata; Crocodylia; Gavialidae. Bases 16 to 1674 code for a protein of 552 amino acids. Gene Ontology annotation, biological process: regulation of cell differentiation; regulation of RNA splicing; mRNA processing. Gene Ontology annotation, cellular component: nucleus.